AUGGAUGUUGACGAGCUUGAGCUAUUACAAGAAGAACGCGAGGAACAACCAAUCCGUUAUUUACCCAAAAUCGCAAAUGGCGGAAUUUCAGGAAUUGUUGGUGUAUCAUGCGUGUUUCCAAUGGAUCUCGUUAAAACUCGCCUUCAAAACCAAAAAGGCGAUCAGAAAUAUUCGGGAAUCAUCGACUGCUUUAAGAAAACUUGGAAUGCUGGCGGUCCGAGCACAUUCAAUAAAAUUCGUGGAUUUUAUCAAGGAGCCUCAGUCAAUGUAUUCUUAAUCACUCCUGAAAAAGCGAUCAAGCUGGUUGCUAACGACUCAUUUCGUCAUGCGCUGAUGAAAGAUCAAGCUGAGAGGCUAUCUGCGCCUCGCGGGAUGAUAGCCGGAGCAGCCGCCGGUUUUUGCCAAGUAAUCAUCACAACCCCAAUGGAAUUGCUCAAAAUCCGAAUGCAGCAAUCAUCAGAACAACAAAAAACAACAACCGUUAUUUGGAAUCUUCUAACCAAGGAAGGAGGUGUAUUUGCGUUAUAUAAAGGACUUCGGCCUACAUUGGCGCGUGAUGUCACGUUUUCGGCAAUUUAUUUCCCGUUGUUCGCCUAUUUAGACGGAUUGGGUCCAAGAAAAAAGGACGAUUCUGGUGACGCAGUUUUCUGGGCGAGCUUCGUUUCGGGAUUAUCUGCUGGAGCAACAGCGUCGCUCUGUGUAACGCCAUUGGAUGUCGUUAAAACGAGAGCCCAAGCUGGCCGGGCGAAUUACAAAGGAAUCACUCAUGCAAUUUUCGAAAUUCUCAAAGAAGAGGGAAUUUCGGCGUUAUUCAAGGGCGCUGUAUGCCGAAUGAUGGUGAUGGCUCCACUGUUCGGAAUCGCACAAACCGUCUACUACAUCGGAUUAGCCGAAAAAUUGUUGGGAUACGAGAAAAGUUCGCGUGUUUAA
Molecule: messenger RNA, 930 nt
Organism: Caenorhabditis bovis
Lineage: Eukaryota; Metazoa; Nematoda; Chromadorea; Rhabditida; Rhabditidae
Source: the annotation of a GenBank genome assembly